CAACUUCCUCUGCCACAGCGACAACCCGACUGAGAGCACACAGACUGUGUGCGUCAGUGCACCAUGGAGAGAGCGGCUGUGGUGUCGGGCCGCAGGAGUCCCUCAGUACCAGAAUGCAACAUCUCCACCUCCACCUUGGCCUUCGACCAGCACUUCACCACAACUGCCAAAGGAAUACUCCUCCUGGCUGAGAUAAUGUUUGGUAUGUUGGUGUGGAUUCUGGUAGGGGGUACAGAGUAUUUUCAUCUGUCUGCUCUCUGCUGGGUGAUGUUUGUUGCCAUCUUGUGCUGGGUUCUGACAGUUUUCCUGUUUUUAAUCUACCUCACUGGGACCCACAACAGGAUACCACAGGUUCCCUGGACUACACUGUCGCUAUGUUUGAACUGUAGUGCUGCAGCUGUGUAUCUGGUGACAUCAGUAGUAGACGCUCUCUCAGUCAACCAGGCCAUUAGGGGGCGACAUAACUACAACUGCUGGGCAGCAUCUGCAUUCUUUGCAUUUCUGACCACACUGUGCUAUGCAGGAAGCAGUUACCUGAGCUACUGGGCCUGGAAAACCACACAAGAACAAUAGUCUCAUUACUUGCUGUUUGAAGACAACAAUGUUCAGACUUUCUCUGAGGAAUGGGCGUGAUGGAGACCUAACUUCAGAGCAGGACAAGGCUAGAGUCAAAUUUAAACUUGUAAGGAAACUGUUAAUAUGAUC
Sander lucioperca (pikeperch) is the source of this 705-nucleotide messenger RNA. RefSeq names its product CKLF-like MARVEL transmembrane domain containing 8b (gene cmtm8b). Bases 64 to 573 code for a protein of 169 amino acids. Lineage: Eukaryota; Metazoa; Chordata; Actinopteri; Perciformes; Percidae. Gene Ontology annotation, cellular component: membrane. Gene Ontology annotation, biological process: myelination. The transcript is spliced from 4 exons. Gene Ontology annotation, molecular function: structural constituent of myelin sheath. The record is from RefSeq and is a predicted model, not a curated record.